AUGUUACCCAAGACUCGUCUGGGGAAGCGUUCCCCCCUAGGGGCAUUGGUGUGUACCUCCUGCCCCUCCAUGGAGAGCACACUGGAGACAGGGGGCCACGGGGAACCUGAGGGGGGCGUGGGGAGCCCAACCAUGGGACCACCAGGGCCCCAGCAUCUCAGCAGGUUCAACUACAAACUACACCCUGGACAGAAGGUGAGGGAGAGGGGAGACAGGGAGGGGUGGGUAGAGAAGGGGGAGGGAGAGAGAGGGGGAGAGUGAUGACGGUAGAGGAGAGAACGGGCUAAAACGACUGAGGGUAGGUGAGAGAACAGAGGGAGGGAGAAAAAGUGGAAUGCACUGUUCUUAUGUAACAUUUCAUAACUACUACAGAUGUAGGAUCUUAAUUUGAGCCAAUUUAAGAAUCCUGCAGCAACAAUAAAUUAUUAUAAUGAAUGGACAUUUUUGUAGGGGUUGAUACAUUUUUCGUAAGGGAAAAUCAUGUCUGAAAUUUCAAAGUGGAAAUUACAACAUUCUGAAGCCAAAACCUCAAAUACACUACACGUUUUCAAUUUCCUGCAACAGGGUGAUCAAAUUAAGAUCCAAUAUCUGUAUCUAUACCCCAUAUGGUCUCAGCCUUCUGUUUUCUGCUUGAGAGAAAAACAGCCAAUCUGUCUGGCUGUCAUUAUCUUUCCCAUUAUCUUUCCCUCGUUUUCAGUGUUGAUGUACAUCUGUAUCUCUUGGCCUCUAUCCCAUCUUUUCUCAUCUACAGUAUGUCACUCCUCCCUCAGGUGAACAGGCUGGGCAGCAGUCCACUGUCAUUCUGUCACUCUGCCUUUGUCCACUGUGCUGUUUGAUGGCCACAUUGGCACGAGUACCUCAAGGCAUCGCUCUCUCUCUUGCUUUUAUAUCGGUCUUUCUCUUUUUCUUUCUCUGUCUUGCUAUGCCUUUCGCACCACUCUCCCCCUAGCUUAACACUAACUCUGACUUGUUGUUUUUGACUUGUCGUUGUACGUCUCUAUCACUCUCUCUCUGUCUGUCUCUCGCUCUGCCUCUCUCUCUCGCUCUCUCUCUUGCUCCCUCCCUCCCUCUCCCUCCCCGAUUUAACACGUCACUGUCUCUAACCCCUCCCUCCCACCUCAGGUGUAUGUGUUGUGUGGAGGGCGUGAGUGCACUGGGGUGGUGGAGCAACACAACCAUGUGGAUAAUGAGGUGGCUAUCCUACUGCCUGCUCUGGGACAGCAUGUCCUGAGGAAACUACAGGACGUCUGGACCUCCCCCGCUGUCCCUCCUCAACCUCCUACUGCAACACAGAGCACAGGCAGACCACACCAAGUGUCCUCCUGCAUCGAUGUGCCCAAUGUGCCCAGGAGGUAAGGGUAGGAUUAUGUAGUGUGUGGAGGUAAGGGUAGUGUAAUGUAGUGUGGGGAGGUAAGGGUAGUGUAAUGUAGUGUGUGGGGAGUAAGGGUAGUGUAAUGUAGUGUGUGAGGUAAGGGUAGUGUAAUGUAGUGUGGGGAGGUAAGGGUAGUGUAAUGUAGUGUGGGGAGGUAAGGGUAGUGUAAUGUAGUGUGGGGAGGUAAGGGUCUGUAUGUAGUGGGGAGGUAAGGGUAGUGUAUGUAGUGUGGGGAGGUAGGGUAGUGUAUGUAGUGUGGUAUAAGGUCGUGUGACAUGUAGUUGGGAGUGUACGGUGUGUAAUGUCGUGUGGUAGGUCAAGGGUGUGUAACUGUAGUGUGGGGAGUGGUCGGUGUGUACUUGUGUGUGGCGUUAAGUGUGUGUCUGUGUGGAUGGUAGGUCCUUCGUUGUACUGUCGUGUUUGUUGUUGUGGGGAGGCUCCGGUAGUGUCUAUGUGCUGUGGCUAGGGUAUAUUUGAGUACGUGUGUUGUGUGUCUGGGUCGGUCGUGUCUGUUGUGGUCGGUACGGUCGUGUCAUGUGUGUGGGCGGUUCGGGUAGUGUAUGUGUUGUGUGGGUAGGGUAGUGUAUGUGUGUGUGGAGGUACAGGGUAGUGUGUACUGUAGUGUUGGGUCCGGUAGUGUUAAUGUAGUUGGGGAGGUAAUUGGUUCCGUGUACUGUGUGUCAGGUAAGGUUUCGUUGUAAGUAGUUGUGAGGUAAGGGUAGUGUAAUGUAGUGUGGGGUAGGUCGGUGUAGUGUGGGUAUGUGUGUGGAGGUAAGGGUAGUGUAUGUAGUGUAGGAGGUACGGGUAGUGUAAUGUGUGUGGGGGUCCGGUAGUGUAAUGUCUUUGUGUCAGUAAGGGUAGUGUAAUGUAGUGUGGGGAGGUAACGGUUGUGUAAUGUAGUGUGGGGAGGUAAGGGUAGUGUAAUGUAGUGUGUCAGGUAAGGGUAGUGUAAUGUAGUGUAUGGAGGUAAGGGUAGUGUAAUGUAGUGUGUGAGGUAAGGGGUAGUGUAAUGUAGUGUGUGGAAGUAAGGGUGUUUUAAUGUUAGUGUGUGGGGUAGGGUAGUGUAAUGUAGUGUGGGGAACGGUAAGGGUAGUGUAUGUAGUGUGGUGGGUUUUGGGUAGUUUUAAUGUAGUGUGGGGAGGUAACGGUAGUGUAAUGUAUGUAGUGUGGGGAGGUAAGGGUAGUGUAAUGUAGUGUAUGGAGGUAAGGGUAGUGUAAUGUAGUGUGGGGAGGUAACGGUAGUGUAAUGUAGUGUGUGGAAGUAAGGGUAGUGUAAUGUAGUGUAUGGAGGUAAGGGUAGUGUAAUGUAUGUAGUGUGGGGAGGUAACGGUAAUGUAAUGUAGUGUGUGAGGUAAGGGUAGUGUAUUGUAGUGUGGGGAGGUAAGGGUAGUGUAAUGUAAUGUAGUGUGGGGAGGUAACGGUAAUGUAAUGUAGUGUGUGAGGUAAGGGUAGUGUGUUGUAGUGUGGGGAGGUAAGGGUAGUGUAUUGUAGUGUGUGUUAGGUUGGGCAUGUGUGUGAAUUAAUGAGGGGCAGGGUAUGCAUGCUCCUGUCUCUUCCUCUUCUUCUCGCUCUCUCUUUUGCUCUCUUUCUCUCAGUGUAAAUUGACCUAAUCUCUCUCCCCUUUCUCCCUGCUCCUGCUACAGGAGUCCAGAGUCACUGGAUAUGGAUGAGAUGAUGGCAGCCCUGGUUCUGACCAGCCUGUCCUGCAGCCCUCUUGUUCAGAGCCCACCUCAGAGAGACACAGUCAUAGGUAAAUAAUUGAUUGAUAAGCUCUUAGUUAUAUUUUUCCUGUCCAUUUUUUGUCAAUCAUUGAAGUUCUAAUCAAAUAUGUGUAUGUGUGUGUGUACAGCAGGCUCUACAGGUAUGGAGUGCGGAGGCGGGGAACUCUCAGACAGCGGCAGCAGUGGCUACUGGAGCUGUGACCGUGGCUACAGAAGCCCGGCCCCAUCUCCGCCAAUCACAGAGACAGAAGGUCACAGCCUGGCCACACCCACUGAUGAGGGAUUGGAAAUGGAGCUGGAGCAGGUGCUGUUUGACGAGCCUGCACCACGGAAACGCAGGGUGAGUAGGGUAGUCACAGAAACAGCCUUGCUAAAAUUGAUCAGAAUUGACUGGAAAACACAUCAGCAAUCAGCUAUUUGUUCUUAAUUUAAAGUUGAGUCAGUUCCAUCAACAUUGCUUACCUGUGAACUUGUGUUUCCUCCCUCCAGAACUCAGUGAAGGUGGCCUACAGGUGUCUGUGGCCCAACUGUGGGAAGAUUCUGACGUCUGUCGUGGGGAUUAAACGUCACAUCCGUACCCUGCACCUGGGGUAAGUGUGUAGGGAUAAGCCCAUGACAAUAACAUUGCCAAUUAUGUAUCCACAAAGCUUUAUAAAAUACUUGUAUUAUUAGAUGAUGUGGAGUGCUUCUACUAGCAGUGGUAGUGGCAGAAGAAUACAAAAAAACAACAGUUGCAUUAAUCUAUGUACUGUAUAUCUAUGUGUUUUCCCUCCCACAGCCAGAGUGGUGAGCAUGAGCGUUGCUCCCACAGCGAGGAGGACUUCUACUACACAGAGAUCCACCAGCGGGAGCUGCAGCCCCUCACCCCACCUCCUGUGGUCUCCACCCAACCCCCCAUCCCUACCACUAGCACCAUCACCCCCUGGUUGGCCUGCGCCUUCCCCUCCAGCUCCUCUCCCUCUGGGGUAGGACCAGGGGAACCAGGGGUAGGAGCAGGAGCUGGAGGAGACUCCCCCACAGAAGUGAGCCCCCAGCCCAUCCAGCUCAGCCAGUCUGCCCCCUCCACCCCAGGGUGCUUCGGGCAGGUCCACUCUGAGCACUCCUACCAGGUAGGCACUAGGACAGGGUUCCCCAACAGGCAAUGUUUUUCCACUCAGUUGUCCAGUGUUGGUGAUCGUGUGCCCACUGGAGCCGCUUCUUCUUGUUUUUAGCUGAUAGGAGUGGAACCCGGUGUGGUCAUCUGCUGCAAUAGCCCAUCCGUGACAAGGACCAACAAGUUGUGUGUUCCAAGAUGCCGUUCUGCACACCACUGUUGUAUUGCACCGUUAUUUGCCUGUUUGUGGACCGCCUGUUAGCUAGCACGAUUCUUGACAGAUGUUUUUUGUUUGGCGCACCAUUCUCGAUAAACCCUUGACACUGUCGUGCGUGAAAAGCCCAGGAGGCCGGCCGUUUCUGAGAUACUGGAACCGGCGCACCUGGCACCAACGAUCAUACCAUGCUCAAAGUCGCUUACUUCACUGGUUUUGCCCAUUCUAACGUUCAAUCGAACAGUAACUGAAUGCCUCGAUGCCCACCGUCUGUAGGAGAUAACCAUUUUGUGAACAUGGUGGUUUACUGUACUUAAUAAAUGUCUACAUUUUCUCUGUUCUGGACAUAAUAAGUGGAAAACAAAUGUUUCUUGAGUGAAAUACAUUACAAGCAGGGCCUCCCGAGUGGCGCUGCUGUCUAAGGCACUGCAGUGCUUGAGGUGUCACUACAGAUCCGGGUUUGAUCCCGGGCUGUGUCGCACCCGGCCGUGACCGGGAGACCCAUUAGGCGACGCACAAUUGGCCCAGCGUCGUCCGGGUUAGGGGAGGGUUUGGCCGGCCGGGAUGUCCUUGUCCCGUCGCGCUCUAGCGACUGCUGUGGCGGGCCGGGCGCAUGCACGCUGACACGGUCGCCAGUUGUACGGUGUUUCCUCCGAUACAUUGAUGCGGCUGGUUAAGCGAGCAGUGUGUCAAGAAGCAGUGCGGCUUGGCAGGGUUUUGUUUCGGAGGACGCAUGUCUCUCGACCUUCGCCUCUCCCGAGUCCAUACGGGAGUUGCAGUGAUGGGACAAGACUGUAACUACCAAUUGGAUAUCACAAAAUUGGGAAGAAAAACUAUGAGCACUUAUUGAAAACUCUGUAUUGUUUUGCAAGUGGUUAUACAGCCUUUUGUUUUGUAUUUUGCAUUUAAUGAUCCCACCUGAUCGCAACCAUUGACCAUAUUGUUUACCUCUGCAGGCUCCUGCUUCAGUCCAGGUGGUGGCGCCACCCGUCUCUGUCUCCUCCUGCCGUUGGACCACACCCACCUCCACCCCCCAACCAAGAC
Messenger RNA from Coregonus sp. 'balchen', 5444 nucleotides. The record is from the annotation of a GenBank genome assembly. NCBI's taxonomy places the organism in Eukaryota, Metazoa, Chordata, Actinopteri, Salmoniformes, Salmonidae.